This is a messenger RNA of Abrus precatorius (Indian licorice), 1622 nucleotides long. Its product is annotated as 3-ketoacyl-CoA synthase 4-like. Gene Ontology annotation, molecular function: acyltransferase activity, transferring groups other than amino-acyl groups. Gene Ontology annotation, cellular component: membrane. Gene Ontology annotation, biological process: fatty acid biosynthetic process. The coding region runs from base 135 to 1622 and encodes 495 amino acids. The transcript is spliced from 2 exons. The record is from RefSeq and is a predicted model, not a curated record. NCBI's taxonomy places the organism in Eukaryota, Viridiplantae, Streptophyta, Magnoliopsida, Fabales, Fabaceae.
CGCUGUCACUCUCUCCCAUUCGCACUUGCAGUUGCAUCAACCCCAUCUCCCUCUUCCUCUUAUAAUUCAGAUCCCAAUUCCCAAAUCCCCAGUUCAAUUCGUUCCGAUUAAUCAAUCCAACACGCGCGCGUCCCAUGUCUUCCCCUUCGGACCCCAGAAACAGAUUACCUGAUUUUCUUCAGAGCGUGAAGCUCAAGUAUGUCAAGCUCGGAUACCACUAUCUCAUCUCACACCUCUUCACUCUCUGUCUUCUCCCUCUCAUAACCAUCAUAAUCAUCCAAGCAUCUCAAUUGAACACCCACCACCUAUGGCUUCACCUCCAAUACAAUCUCCUCACAGUCAUCGCUUUCUCCGCCAUUAUCGUCUUCGGAUCCACCCUCUACAUCAUGACCCGACCCCGAUCCGUUUUCCUUCUCGAUUACUCCUGCUAUCGCCCCCCUCACCACCUCCGCGUCCGCUUUCAACAGUUCAUGGACCACUCCAAACUCACCGGGGACUUCAACGACUCUUCCCUCGAAUUCCAGCGCAAAAUUCUAGACCGUUCUGGACUCGGCGAAGAAACCUACGUCCCCGAAGCCAUGCAUUCCAUCCCCCCCAGACCCUCCAUGGCGGCUGCAAGAGAAGAAGCAGAGCAGGUCAUGUUCGGCGCUUUGGACAAUCUCUUUGCCAACACCAAAGUUAAUCCCAAGGACAUUGGAAUCCUCGUCGUGAAUUGCAGCUUGUUCAACCCCACGCCUUCCCUUUCAGCCAUGAUUGUGAACAAGUACAAGCUCAGGGGGAACAUUAAGAGCUUCAAUUUGGGAGGCAUGGGUUGCAGUGCGGGUGUAAUAGCCGUUGAUCUUGCCAAAGACAUGCUUCAGAUUCACAGCAACACUUAUGCGGUUGUGGUGAGCACGGAGAACAUAACCCAAAAUUGGUACUUUGGGAACAACAAGUCCAUGCUGAUACCGAAUUGCUUGUUCCGCGUUGGUGGGGCUGCAGUGUUGCUCUCCAACAAGGGCUCUGAUAGAAGACGCGCCAAGUACAAACUUGUUCAUGUGGUGAGGACCCAUAAAGGUGCAGACGACAAGGCGUUUAGGUGUGUUUAUCAGGAGCAAGAUGAUAAUGGGAAAACGGGUGUGUCUUUGUCUAAGGAUCUAAUGGCAAUUGCUGGUGGGGCUCUCAAGACUAACAUCACCACGUUGGGUCCCCUUGUGCUGCCCAUAAGCGAGCAACUUCUCUUCUUUGUUACAUUGGUGGUUAAGAAGGUUUUCAAUGCCAAGGUGAAGCCUUAUAUACCCGAUUUCAAGCUUGCUUUUGAUCAUUUCUGCAUACAUGCUGGUGGGAGGGCGGUGAUCGAUGAGCUGGAGAAGAACCUUCAGCUUCUGCCCCACCAUGUAGAGGCCUCCAGAAUGACAUUGCACAGAUUUGGUAACACUUCCUCAAGUUCAAUUUGGUAUGAGUUGGCUUACACUGAGGCCAAAGGAAGGAUGAGAAAGGGUCACAGAGUGUGGCAAAUUGCUUUCGGAAGUGGGUUCAAGUGUAACAGUGCUGUGUGGGAGGCCCUCACACAUGUUAAACCCUCACCCAAGAGUCCCUGGGAAGAUUGCAUUCACAGCUACCCAGUUCAGAUUGCUGCCUAG